GAGAAGAGCCAAAGAAGAAAAGUGGAUGGUCACAUUAAAGGUAUUUGGUUACUCCAUUCAUCUCCUAAUAAUAAUAUACAUAAUUCUCUUUGUCUAUCUAUCCCAGAAUUUUGAGAGAUACCCUUCCUCCUCCAGUUCUUUUAAUCUAUAUUCCUAUCUGUAAUCGAUCAUCUAAAAUUAAUCCCUGUUUUUCUCCUAUAAAAGGAACCAACACCUAAAUUCAUUCGUUUCUGAUCAUCUUCAAUUCCACAAGCCUACACACACACACACACAGAGAAGGUCGACAUAAAAGAGAUAGAAAGAUAUAGAAGAAAUCAAGAAUAUGUCAUAUACCUCCCAAGCCAUGCUAAACCAGGGCUUGUUUGAGGAACAAGAGAUGGCUACUCAGAUGGGUUUCUUUACUUUUCCUCCAAACUUGAGUUCAUUUCCUGAUCCAUUGAGUUGCUAUCAAUCUCUCAACGCCUUCAACAUAGCUGCAGCUUCACUUGCCGCUGAUGCAGUACCUAAUUCUGCUGCUAAUCUAACUGAAACCCUACUCUCAUCUGCCAGUACCUAUCAAAAGAACAGAGAAGACCCUACUUCUGAUUUUGGAGAACUCCAUCUCCUUUCCUUGCAGAGAUCUAGUGCAAAUUUCUGGGCAUGGGGAGAGGCAAACGAGUGUUUGGAAAGAAAGAAAUUUGGCGUAGAUGAUCAUCUAGGCGUUUCAGCAAUGAAAAUGAAAAGGAUAAAAGGAAGAAAGGUAAGGGAACCUAGGUUUUGCUUCAAGACCAUGAGCGAUGUAGAUGUAUUGGAUGAUGGAUACAAGUGGAGAAAGUACGGCCAGAAAGUGGUAAAGAACACGCAGCAUCCCAGGAGCUACUAUCGGUGUACGCAAGAUAAUUGUCGGGUAAAGAAACGAGUGGAGAGAUUAGCAGAGGAUCCAAGAAUGGUAAUGACCACAUACGAAGGCAGACACGCACAUUCUCCGUCUCACGAUCUCGAUGACUCCUAG
Messenger RNA from Durio zibethinus, 991 nucleotides. Its product is annotated as putative WRKY transcription factor 13. Gene Ontology annotation, molecular function: DNA-binding transcription factor activity; sequence-specific DNA binding. Gene Ontology annotation, biological process: regulation of DNA-templated transcription. NCBI's taxonomy places the organism in Eukaryota, Viridiplantae, Streptophyta, Magnoliopsida, Malvales, Malvaceae. The record is from RefSeq and is a predicted model, not a curated record.